AUGAAUCCCAAUAUUCCUCCCAAUAAUAACCCCUCACAGCAGCUGUCAUCUGCGGUGUCAGUGUCUCCUGUGACGUCAUCUGACCCCUCAGCCUCCAGCAAUACAGCCCUCCAGACAACUCAAAAAGUUGCCUCGGCCGUGGAUAAUGUCCAAGGGAAUUCUCUUUACUUCAUGCCCGUCGUGAUCACAUUUCUAGUAUUCGCAAUGCUGUUUCUGCUAAUCAUAAUAGUGUACACGUUGCUGAUCAGGCGGUCGGACAACUACACUAGCAAUUUGACGGCCAUGAUAAACGACAAACAAGUUACUGGCGUCGGAAACGAAGCAUCCAAGAAUGACCCCCUGGAUAAUGUGGCUCCGUCAGUGUACUUGAACAAGUCUCUGAUCCCUCGGGUGGAGACCAAGUUCAAGACGGAGUCCGCACUGCGAUUCACCAAACAGAAGUCGGACAUCAGGUCCACAAUAGAUGGCCGAAAGAUCAAGAAGUACAAGGACACUGGCAGAUAUGCGCCGCCGUGUACGAAUAGAGUGUGUUGGCGUGUGCCGCGGGUGGUCGUUUAUAAUGACUACUUCGUGGAGGUGCUGAAGACCACAAGGCCACAACUGAAACAGAGGAAGAGUGGCAAAAAGGGCAACGAGGAAGAAGAGGAGGAUAUGGACACACUCUCCAAAGGGCCCCCAGUUUUGGACAUGUACGCCAGUGAUGACAAUAGCGAAAAAGAUUCAGUCUACCAAAGGGGCAAAAAGGUAGAGAAAUCUAGCCAACGUAAACAACAAAAAAGCUCAAAAUCAGCCAAAGACAACGAAAGCAUUCGUUUGUCUUCAAGUUCAGAAGGAGAGAAAACCGACAACCAACUGGUGCCUGCGAAAGACGAGUCAAGCCACGAAGUUGCGUUCGGAAAAGGCACCGGAGGCAAAAAGAGGUCAUAUGUUCGGGCUUCGGUGAACCAAUCAAUGCCGAAGAGUGGCAUGCAGCCCGAGAGAGCAGUUGCAGAAAAACGAAUGCCUUAUUUCAAUUAAAGUCUUAAUUUUCCCCAAAACCCUUUGAUAGCUAAUUUUGUAUUUUUCAUUCGCACAUUGCUCG
Symsagittifera roscoffensis is the source of this 1081-nucleotide messenger RNA. RefSeq lists its product as uncharacterized. The coding region runs from base 1 to 1017 and encodes 338 amino acids. Lineage: Eukaryota; Metazoa; Xenacoelomorpha; Acoela; Convolutidae. The record is from RefSeq and is a predicted model, not a curated record. The transcript has 5 exons.